This is a messenger RNA of Neocloeon triangulifer, 2341 nucleotides long. RefSeq lists its product as uncharacterized. Lineage: Eukaryota; Metazoa; Arthropoda; Insecta; Ephemeroptera; Baetidae. Gene Ontology annotation, biological process: biological process involved in interspecies interaction between organisms. The transcript is spliced from 16 exons. Gene Ontology annotation, cellular component: external side of plasma membrane. The coding region runs from base 6 to 1814 and encodes 602 amino acids. The record is from RefSeq and is a predicted model, not a curated record. Gene Ontology annotation, molecular function: carbohydrate binding; odorant binding.
UCAAAAUGAAUUCUGAACAAAAUUGUAAUGGAAAUGUGGUUUUCAUUGGAAUAAUUAUCAACUCACAUAUGGAUUUGGACUUUGCUUUUAAGAUCGACUGGGAGACAAAUGGGAAAAGGUGUUGCAGCCUCGGAAUGGUUCCAAUCGCGAUUGAAUCUGACGAGAAACUCGCGUGCCUAAAUAAAUUAGUCGCGAGUUGGGAUUACCCGGCCAACUACUGGACGUCCGGCCGGCGACUGUGGCCCAACGACACUUUUCACUUUUGCCUGCCAAAACCCCUCUCGACCGUGAGUUCCUCUUGGGCCUCGGGUCAGCCGGACAACGUCAACAAAAGCGAGGAUUGCGUCCACCUGUACGUCAACAAGACCGGCAUUUCCAUGCAAUUGACCGACGAAAAUUGCAACAGUUCAUACAUUUUCGCGUGCCAGGGAGCACCAACGCCGGCGCCUCCUUGCUCUGCUCCAGUUUGCCCUGUAUUAAAUUGCUUGAAAGACACUUCUCGUUUCUCCUUCUUGGCAGAUCAAAAAACGCAGUAUUUGACGAACCCAGCAGCAUACGGCCUGUGGUUCACCGUCAACGAGAGGACGUACUUGUUCAGCACUUCGGCCGAGUCCUGGUUGGUGGCGAGCAAAGAGUGUUGCAAACUGGGAAUGACGCUGUUGAGCAUCGAAAACGACUUCGAGUACGCCAAUCUGCAGGCGGCCGUCAAUUCGAACAAAUCGAUUCCGGGCGGCGCCUACUGGACUUCCGCUUCGGACGAAGGUUGCGAGAGGUCGUUCGGCUGGUGUUCGGUCAAUCAACUGCUUUUCAAAGCUGUUUGGGCGCAAAACAAGCCGGACGAUCGCGCCGCAAAGAAAAACUGCGCCAUCGUCCUCGUGGACACGGAAAGGGCCGAGCUGCACGACCAAGACUGCUCCACUUCCUUCAAAUACAUUUGCGAGGCUCGAGACACUUCAAAAUCGACAACUUCGGGCAGCGCCAUCAAAAACGAGUGCGCCGCCGUUUACAACGUGUCCGACGUGGAGAUGGCAGGAAUUUUCAACUACACCAAACUCGACACUCGAAUCAAGAUGGUGAAUGGAAAGUUGGUGACCGAAGGACUGAUAAAAAUGGCCGAAAUGACGUCCACGAAUGACGCCAAUCUGCAGCAAAACCUGAUCGCCGUGGACGAGUGCGCAGAGUUAAAGGGCAAGGACGAGUGCGACACGGCGGCCCUGGUGUACCAGUGCGGCCAGCAAAAGGCCCCAAAUCUUGUCGCCAACGUGAUCGCAGCGGUCGAAUUCAACACGUCGGCCGGGGACGUGCCGCUGCCACCGACGGAAGCGAGGUGCCCCUCGGGAUACUCGUGCGUGAUUGACCCGGACAAACGACGCGCUUUUGAACAAAACACACCAGCGUUGGCCUCGAUUGCGUACCACAGGAAUGCGUGCGGUGGAAAAACUUACGUUUCAAUUGGCGGCUGGUACUCAUUUGAAGGUGCGGCGAGCGUGUGUUGCCAAUUUGGUCUUCGGCUCGUUUCAAUCGAAACGAUCGACGAGUUCAAUUGUCUCAACAGUUUGUUCUCUUCUGGCGUGGACAUGCCGCUGUGGACGUCCGGCAGCAGUUUGGCCAACGUGAACGCGCCAAAGUGGUGCGGCUCCGAGUCGCUCGUCAACGUUUCGGCCUUCAAGUGGAAUUUGGCUUCGGGCGGCUCGCUGUCCUCGGACCCCAGCCUGUACUUUGUAGUUUUAUUCGUCGCUGCCAACCCAGCUGAUUCUCGACUGCUUAAUAUGGGCAGCAACGUUAAUUGGGUUUUUCCUCUCUGCGAGGAAUGAAUAUUAAAAUAAAAUAAAAUACAUAAAAAUAAACGCAGUUAAAAAUAUAAAAAAAACACAAACACGUUGGAAAUGAACAAUCCGGCUUUCCCUCCAAGUAAAAUUUUUUGUUAAUAAAAAAAAAUAUUAUAACGCUUUCAAUAUCUACAAUAAAAUAUAGCUAAAUAAAAAAAUGAGGUCUACAUUAACAUUAGAAACAUACGAGUUUCAUAAAAAUAUUUUGGUGUACAUUUUCUCGGCAUUUCAUCAGUCGAAAAAUACCAAGACGAGGAAAUAAUUUGCUUUCAAAAGGUGAAAUGACUUUUUACUUAAAUGAAGAUAAAUUGCAAACUAUUGAUACUGAAUUGAAUAAACUUUGAAAACGCGCAAUUCUCUUGCUCUGGUAUAAAAAAAACAUCAACAGAUUAAAUCGACUAUGAACCGCGAUGCUCUUUGAUACUUAACACCCAGGCCAUUUUAUUUUGUGCCAAAAUUAAAGCCACAUGAAAAGUCCUUGACCGCAAAGUAAAUUCGAACACGUGCACAAU